ACUGAGGCCUGCCACCUAGUGGACACGGGGAGGGCCGCAAGGAAGGCUGCCCCGUGGCUGAGGGAGAGGACCCAGACCCCGAUCUCAGCCUCAGGCUGUGGGGGGAUAGAUGCCCCCCCUCCAGACCUCAGGCUGAGGACGCUGAGCCUCAGGCUGUGGGGACACAGACCCCGCCUUCCAGAACUGGGGCUGAGGGGGCAGAGCCCAGAUGCAAGGCUGGGGGCGGGGGCAACAGCGACGCCUGGGGCUUCGGGAAGGCCCUGGGGGGCAAGCCCUAGCGGAGACUGAAAAAGUGGGCCCCCACCUUGAGCGCGGACAGAGGCCAGAGACCAGGCUGGAGAUGCCCCCCGUGUUAUGCUGCCCAGACGUGGAGCCCCUGAGCAGCCGCUUGGCUCCCUGGGCCCAUAACCCUGCGGCCCUGAAGGUACCUGGCCGGAGGCUGGGGCUGAUCCCGGCAGCCAUGUUCUCCCUGCCAUCCCUCCCCUCCUGGCUCCCCAGCCUCCCCUCCCUCCAGUGGGGCUCCGGCCUCCUCGACUCUGUCCUUCAAGGUGAGCGCCGCCUCCUCAUCCCGCGCAGCCCCGCCCCUCGGGCAGCUCUGGGACCCCCCCGCAGGGUGGACCCCCCACGUGGGUCUCCCACCACCUGUCACCCUGCCAAACUCGCUUGCCCUCCCUCCUGCCCCUCAGGCCUCAUCGGGGCCAGUGGAGUCUCGGUCCUGAACAGCCUCCUGAAGGUCUACUUCUUUGUGAACUGUGCCAACAACCCCGAGCGGCGGCUGGAGAAGGAGCGGCUGCAGGCCCAGUGGGCCUCGCUGGAGAUGGUGCACCUGGCCGGGCUGGCCCUGAUCCUGACCCUCCUGGGGGCCCGGGUGGCCGCCCUGGUGGUGCUUGAGUUCUCCCUCCGGGCUGUCUCCACACUGCUCUCCCUGGGCAAGGGCUCCGAGGGGGAGAGGCUGCAGCUGUACUUGCUGAGCCAGCACUCACUGGGCUGCGGGCUGACCUGCGGCCUGAGCUUCCUGCAGGAGGGCGCCCCUCACCGCACCCUGAGCCUGCUGCUGGGCCUCUGGCUGGCCACCCUGCUCAGCGCGGGCGCCCGGCGCCUCUGCCGCCACGCCUGCCAGCUCUACGAGCCGCACCGCGGCCUGCAGAGCUGCGGGGUGUGCCUGGGCCUGCUGGCUGGCGCUCCGCACCUGCCCCGGCUGCUGGCCCGCGCCCUGGCCGUGGCCUUCGCCGUGGGCAACCUGGCGGCCGUGGCCCUCGUCAACCGGGACUUCCCCACCACCUCGGACGCCGUGCGCUUCUGGAUGCCGCUCGUCAUCUGCUACGCCCUGCUGGUCAUCUACAUGCAGGAGGAACAGCGGCAACACCCCGGCCUGCAGAGCCAGGUCCAGACGUUGCUGGUGCGCAUGGGUGGUCUCUUCGUGCUGCUGCUGACCGUGGGCUGCUGGCUGGACCUCCCGGGACUCCUCCUGUCCCUGCUGGGUGAGCUCUGGUGCCUGGCACGCAGCCGCACUCUGCUCGACCUUUGCCAGAUACAGGAUUUUCCAUCCCAGAGGCCUUCGGGCUCAGCUCCAAGGCAGUCCCAGCCCCAGCCCUCAGCAGCUGCCCAGCCCCAGGACACAGCCCCCUCCUGACCUGCCUUAGCAAGGACUUGAAGUCCGUCUUAGGCCCACCCAGGCUCAUCUGGAGGCCUUGACUCCAGGAUACUGCCCCGCAGCAGAGGGGCCAGCCCCACCUGGAGCUCAAGGUGGGCGCUGGGGGCUCCUGCCGGGAGGCGAAGGCUUGGGGCUAGGGACCUCAGAAGGGGGGCACCAGGAAGCCAGUGGAUGAAGCCCUGUUUUUCUCAGGAUGGACAAUGCAUACAGCCCCCUCAGACCCUCCUUCCCCAGGGGGGUUGGGGAAUGGGGAAGAAUUGCAUCCUCAGAAUGGCCCCCCUUUACUGGCCUCCCUCUCCUCCUCCAUGACAACAAUAAAGAUGAUUUUUC
Mirounga angustirostris (Northern elephant seal) is the source of this 1984-nucleotide messenger RNA. RefSeq names its product transmembrane protein 82 (gene TMEM82). The transcript has 6 exons. Bases 209 to 1633 code for a protein of 474 amino acids. The record is from RefSeq and is a predicted model, not a curated record. Lineage: Eukaryota; Metazoa; Chordata; Mammalia; Carnivora; Phocidae.